AGUUGCCACCCCUGUGGAUGUUUUUGAGCCUCCAUCCAAAAAAUCGAUUAUCUUUUCUGCCAGGACUGCAAGCCCAUACAGCUGGAAGUAGAAGGGUUCAGGCAAAACUUAUUUAAAUUUUUCUUCGAAGUUUGGUGAUUAUUUUUUGUUUGUGAAGGUUUCUGCCGAAUUCUUCAGGAUGGGGAUCGAAAUCCCCAUGAUCGUGGUCACCCUGUUUUGGGCUGCUAUUGGCAUCCUGGGCCCCUUUCUGGUUCCGAAAAAUACGGACAGAGGGCUUAUACGAACGAUGCUUGCGCUGACGGCGGUCUGCUGCUACACUUUCUGGUUAGUGGCAUAUUUAUGUCAGUUGAAUCCACUGUUUGGACCAAGAUUGCCUGCAAAGGUUAUCAUUGCCAUGCAGCGCGAAUGGAGUUGAACGAUCUGACAUGCCACAUGCGUUAUUAAAGAUUUGACACCCGACGCGUUCGUUGCGUGAACUUGAAGCGUUUUAUUCUGUGAAUGUUUGAGUUGCUUAUAUAUGGUCAAGAUUUAAUGUUUGGCUGUGUCUUUUAAGUUAUUUUAAUUUGCUGGAAAUGGAGGCUUUACCUUAGUUCGUUAAAUAGAAUGUUCUAGCUCUUGAAAAUGGCGAUUUAUGCAAAUUACAUUCCCAAUUUUUCUGAAUCGCUUGCGUAUCCAGAAUCGCUUGCGUAUCCAAGUAUUUCGAAUGGACUCCCGACUGCUUGAGUCUAAUAUAAAUACUGUUAAGUCUUAUAAAAUUAAUGGUAAUCC
Molecule: messenger RNA, 768 nt
Organism: Paramacrobiotus metropolitanus
Lineage: Eukaryota; Metazoa; Tardigrada; Eutardigrada; Parachela; Macrobiotidae
Product: V-type proton ATPase subunit e 2-like
Exons: 4
Coding region: 179-415 (78 amino acids)
Biological process (GO): proton transmembrane transport
Cellular component (GO): proton-transporting V-type ATPase, V0 domain
Molecular function (GO): proton-transporting ATPase activity, rotational mechanism
Source: RefSeq, a predicted model, not a curated record